Molecule: messenger RNA, 4428 nt
Organism: Ectocarpus sp. CCAP 1310/34
Lineage: Eukaryota; Phaeophyceae; Ectocarpales; Ectocarpaceae
Source: the annotation of a GenBank genome assembly
AUGGAGCUGAACAAGAGGCUUGCGGAGAAGAAGAAGCGGCGAGAGCUGCGUGAGGCCGAGUCGAGGCGACGCAAGGAGAAGCGAGCGAGGGACGAGGAGGCCAAGGCGCUCCGCAAGCGGAUGGGCUCCAGCGUGAAGGAAGCCGACCGCCUGCGGGCGAAGCUGAGGGACAGGGCGGAGCAGACGGGGCGCGUGCGGGCGCGGGAGGCUCUCUGGAGGUGGCGGGCUCAUGCUGCGGGGGCUGUGGCAACCCGCGAACGCAGGGAGCGCCUCGCGGCGGAGCAAGCCAUGGCCGCAUCCUCUACAACCGCAGCGGCGUUGGCGGCGGCGGCGGCGGCGGCGCGAGGUGGUGGGGCAGUUGUUACGGAGAACGGUGAUGCCCGGAACGCUCGACGGUCCGAUCUCGCGCGGAACAACCGCGGCGAUGACGAGGCCGCCCGGCGCCGUGACAACGGAAAGGGGCGAGCCGUCGGGGCCGCGGCCACUCUCUUAGCCCCGAGCGGCGACUACCAAGGAGUGUACGGCGGCGGCAGCAGUAGCGGCGGCGGUGGCAUGGGUGGCAACACCGCGGGGUGCGGAGAGGGUCAGCUUGGUUCGAGAACUCCUAUCGAGCGGCGGGGGCGUGGUGCACAUCCUCACGACAUCGUUGGAGCCACGCCUAUAUUUGAUAGGGUUUCGGCCGCCGCUGCUGCUGGCGCUGCCGCCACCGGUGCUGGUGCGGAUGGUAGUUCGACUUCGGCCGCUCUUGCCACCUCGGUUGAGGCGCCGGCUCUGCGGCAGGAUGCGGCGCACCAGGCGGCAGCAGCGGCGGCGUUGGAACGAGAUCAACGGGAACGCGCGCGGGGCCGGGCUCCCGCGAUGGAGGUUGGCACAACUUCGGGACAAGUCACGGACAUGAGACGCGAGCGCCAGGAACGAUCGGGCAGAAGAGUUUGGCUUGAUUCUCCUCCUACUGCCGUUACUGGUGCCUCUGCCCCGCCCGUGGGUGCAGUAGCGCCCUCCCCCGAAGCCACGGAGAGAAGAGCCGGGCGCCUACAGGCGGCGGCGGGUAUGAGGGCGUCGAUGGGUUCCGCUACUGCCGCCAAGGGCGCCGCGGCUACGACUGCCGCUACUGCUGCGGCAACCGCCACCGCCGAGGCCGAUGACGCCGCGAGGAGGAGCUGGGAAGCGCAGGAACAAGAGCUGCAGCUGUCCAGGCUGUCGGCGGAGAGGAGCCAGCUGGAGGGGCGCAUGCAGGGUGCCGCUCAAGCCGCCACUGCUGCUGCUGCGGCCGCUGCUGCUGUCGAGCGAGACUUCCAGCUGCAGCGGCAGGAGCAGCAGCAGCAGCUGCAGCAACAACAAGAAAGACAACGAGCGUGGUGGCGUCAGCAACGGCUGCACAAGCAGUCUCAGCAGGACCAUCUCGAGGAGCGGCAGCGGCAGCAGCAGCAAGAGGAGGAGGAGCAGCAGCAGCAGCAGAUUUCCCACCACCAACGGCCGCAGGAGCGACAGCAGCGGCAGCAGCAACACCGGCGGUGGCAGCACCGAGCGUGGAACGGGGCGGUGGCGGGAUCCGGCGGCAGAGACGAAGAGGCGGCAGAUGACGACGAAGAAGAAGAGCGUGGAGAACACAGCAAUGAUGGGGACCCCGCGACUAGGACCAGGACACCCCUCGCCCCCGUACCGCGCGCUCGCGACGAGAGGCGGGUGCGGAGCGCCUUCGGUGCGUGGAGAUCGGCGGCGACCAGUGCGGCGCGCGAGCGCCGGUCGGCGCGGCAGGCGGCCCGCAGGGGGGCGAGCUCGGCGGCCGUCGCGGCCGGUGCAAGAGCGGCGGCCGGAGUGGUCGUGCACGCGGAGAAGCGAGCGGUGCGCCGGUCGUUCCGGCUGUGGAUGCGCGCGGCCGAAUAUGCGAGGCGGAAGGACCUUGCGCGGCAGGCCGCCCUCCGACAGGCUACCAGCCGAGCCGCCCAACGCUGUCGGCAGCUGAAGGUCUCGGCCUUCCAGCGCUGGCGGCUGGCGACAGCGGCUGCGGCGGUGGAGCGGCUGAGGCGGCGGGAACGGGCGGGGAGCAUCGGGCGCGGGGCCGUGGUGGCGGAGGCCGUCCUCCGGAGGCGUGACGCCGGGAGGGUGCUGUCCGGGUUUCGACGGUGGAGGGAGGCCGACGAGGAGGCAAUUGUUGCUGCUGGCCAAGCCCGCGACCGCCGCGCAACGGCAGCCGCAGCCACCGCGGCGCUGCUCCACCGGCGCCGCCGCAGCCUCCUCAGGCAAGGGCUGCAGGCGCUGGGCGCGGCGGCGAGGGCGGCGGUGGAGCGCAGGCUGAGGGCGGAGAGGGCGAGCCUGUCCGCGGCGAUGAGCAAGCGCGCUUCCCGGACGCUGGUGCUCACCCGGUGCUGGGAUGCUUGGAAGGCGGCCGCUACCGCCGGGGGCCUGGCGAGAAGGCUGGCAGCCGCAGGGGCGCAGGCCCAACGCAUGGCGGCGGAGAGGAGGCACCUGCGGGCCGAACAGCUGGCGUGGGUCUGCAAGGCCGCUUUGGCGGCAUCAGACGUGCGUCGCAAGGCGCGCGCGUGGCGCUUGUGGCGUCAGGUCCAGGGACGUGCCGACACGGAGCACGCUCUCGUCAACCGUAUUCUCCUCGCCGCCGCUCAGCGCUGGCGCACCGGCCGCCUCCGCGCGGGCGUCCGGAGAUGGAGGAUCGCUUCCGAUGCCGUUCGGUCGGAGAGGGAGCUCGUCCGCUUGCGGGCCGCCAAGCUCGGGUCGGUGUCCGCGUUCCUAGGAGGCGGUUCGGGAAGCCUGAGGAGGACCCCGAGGAUGGACGUCGCGCGGGCGUUCGGGACCUGGGUGCGAGUGGCGGAAGGCCGUAAGGUCGAGUCCCUCAAGAGCCGUCAGGGGGCGCGUAUCCUCCUAGGCGUGCUCCGUUUCUCGCGAAGAAACGCCCUCGCUCGCGCGGUAGGCACAUGGCGCUCGGCCGCCGAACGGAUAGCGCGAGUGGGCCGGUGCGUCCACAACCUGGCCCUUCGGACGGCCCACAGGCAACGCUUGUUCCUGCUGGGGAAGGCUUGGGCGCGAAUCGCGUGGGCUGCGGGGGAGCGGGAGGCGGCCCGGGCGCGGCAGCGGGGUGCUGCGCGCGUCUUUCAUAGCCUGGUGGCGUCAUCCGCGCGGACCUCACGCUGCAGAGCCUGGACCCGAUGGAGAACAGCCGUCGCCGAGAACGCCGUAGCCGGCCGCUUGCGCGGCGCGCAGCGCCGCGCCCUCCGGCGGUGCGUCCGCUCCCGCCUGCUGCGCGACACGGGAGCGGCCUGGGGGGAAAUGCGCAGAAAUUUCCUACGGUCCCGCGCCCUGGUGUCCGGAGCCGCCCGCCUGGACUGGUUCCUGGUCAGGGCGCGGCGGCGAGCGGUGUCUCGGCGGCUGGGGUCGUGGCGGACGGCGGUCCUCGCGGGCGCGAUCGACGAGCGCCGGAGGGAGAGCGUCCGGGGCAGGAGGCACGCGGCGGCGAGGCUGUUGGGGUCGGCGGCGGCGCGGGUGAAGCGGAGGCGGCUGGAGGGCGGGUGGCGCGCCCUGGCGACAUUCGCGGAACGGGCGCGCCGGGCGGAGGGGGAGGCCUCGGCGAGGUCGAAGCACGCGGACCGUCUGGCGCGCGCGGCGGCGGAGCGGUCGAGGAGGCGGGUGCUAGCCCGGGCCUGGCGGGCUUGGAGCGAAGUCCUGGCGCAGCGGCGGCUGCAGGGAGCGGUGGGCGCCGCGACGUCGUCGCUGGAGGAAGAAACAGCUUCGUUGGCAAGGCAGGUGCAGCUUCUGAGGCUGUCCGGGACUGUCCGGGUCAUUUUUUCCGCCGCCGAACGGUCGAACAGGGUUCUGCUGCAGAGAGGCUGGCGGGGGCUCCGCGAGGCAUCGCAGCGGCGAGCCGUCCUCCUCCGCGUGGUGGGUAUCUCUUCCCGCGCCCGCUCCCGGCGCCUCAUCCUCGCCCUCAACCGCUGGCGCCUGGCGACGAACGACGCGCGGACGGCCCGGCUGAGGGCGGGGGCCGGGCGGUCCGUGCUGGCGGCGUGCCUGGCCGGGGCGCGUGGCCGGGCCAUGCGGCCCGCGUGGGAGUCCUGGUGCGAGCUCGUCACGAGGGAGAGGGGGGAGGAGGACGACUUCGCCGGACGGGAGGAAGGGCUCCUCGCCUUCGCCUCCGUCAUCUCGAGGGUCGGCAGGCGGAGGGACCGGGACCGGAGACUGCGGGCGUUCGAGCAGUGGAGGCUGGGGGCGGCGCGCACGGCCGCGACCGUGGCCAGGCAGCAGGCCACGAGGGGAGACGAGGUGGUUAGGGCUGUCGAGGUGGAGAACGCUCUCACAUCACCAAGCGCGAAGCGCCGUGAGAUAUUCGGCGAGUCGCAUGAAGGGUGCGCUGCAUCCUGCUAAGGGUGUUCGGCAUCUUGUGCUUACUUCCUUGCGUACGGAUGACAGCUGCGG